Argiope bruennichi is the source of this 3694-nucleotide messenger RNA. RefSeq names its product heat shock factor-binding protein 1-like. Gene Ontology annotation, cellular component: nucleus; cytosol. The record is from RefSeq and is a predicted model, not a curated record. Gene Ontology annotation, molecular function: transcription corepressor activity. The coding region runs from base 60 to 335 and encodes 91 amino acids. Gene Ontology annotation, biological process: cellular heat acclimation. Lineage: Eukaryota; Metazoa; Arthropoda; Arachnida; Araneae; Araneidae. The transcript is spliced from 3 exons.
CUACUUCAAUGGUAUUUGAAGAAAGAUGUUUUCUAUUCUGUUUUGUUUAUUAAUCAAUAAUGGCGGACACCAAUCAGUCAUCUGCUAAUAAAUCUCAAGAAAUGAAAACUGAAUUAAAUCGUAGCGCAAGUGGCGAACCACUUCCUGAUCCCAAAAGUAUCCAUGAUUUAACCCAAUAUGUGCAGAGUUUGCUGCAACAGAUGCAAGAUAAAUUUCAAAUUAUGUCUGAUCAGAUUCUUGCAAGGAUUGAUGAUAUGGGUCACCGCAUAGAUGAUUUAGAGAAAAACAUUGGUGAUUUAAUGACUCAAGCAGGUGUUGAAGAAGCAGACAAAUGACAACGAAAGGAGACCGAUUUUCAUUGGUCAUUUGAAUCAGAUAGUGAUCAGUAACAUCAACUGAUCACCACCAUCAUAAGACAUUUGCUAUUUGUUUUCAAAAGCUCUGAAGUCCCUCAUCUACCACAUCUUGUCCUGUGAAGUUUUGAAGCUGCAUAUAAACCCAUCCCUUUUCGAGUUUAUAAUGUUGUUAUUUUGUAUGUUAUUGUCACACUAGGUGUAUUUAAUCUUAAAUUAUUAUUCCAAAUGAUUGAAUUCAUUACACUUUAUGGAAUAUUUCAGUGAGUGUGCUUUUUGUAAAUGUUCAGAGUAUAUGCAUGAUACAAGUUUUGUUUAUAGAAUCUUGCAAUGAUGCCAAUAAAUCUUGAAUAAAUGUGGUUUUGAUCAAAACUUUAUAUGAUGAUUGUCUUGUGAAUAUAGUCGUAUCUCAAUUAAUAAACUGAUAUUAUAAUGUAUAUUAGUGUGUGUAAUUAUUAUUAUGAAAGAUUCAUGUAAUGAAGUAUGCUUGAUUUUCAUGUUCACCUCUGUUUAUACAUUUAUGUAUAACCUGACUUGUUUCAUGUGUGCAACGAUAGAAUUUAGUGAUUGCUUAUUCACUGACUUCCUGAGGGUGCUAGAAUUUUGAAAUAUUGUUAACAGUAACAAUGUUCUAAUUUAAUUAAAUAUGCAUGGUAGCCCUAUCUGUUAUUCAUUCAAGAAAAAUGGAAUUCAAAACUCUAUGAAGCUUAUAAUAAUGUAUUAUCAAUUAAAGACUAAAAAAAGACAAAGUAAUUAAAAUAAAAAUAUAUUAUAUUUUAGUAUAUAAAAACUGUUUCUAUUAAAUUUUUCCAGAUUAUUUCUAAAAGCUUUUUUACAGAAAAGUAAAAGAGUCAUAACUAUUUAAAUUUGUUGUUGAAUUGAUACAACAUAUAAUUUUGAUUUAUUAAAAUUCUUUUAUGUGUAAAUUAUAUGUAUUAAAAUGUGAACAAUUAUGUAAAAAUUUAUUUUUACAUUAACAUUUUUAUGUUCAAACAUGAAAGCUUUAGAAUUUUACUCUGUUGAUUAAUUUUACAUUCAUAUUCUCUUAUGAUGAAUAUAUUUGUUAUGAAUAAGCAAGACAGGAAUAACUUACUCCAUGCAUGGUUUUAGAGAAACAACAGAUUUUAAAGUAGUAACGCAAGAAUCAAUCAGUACCAACAUUCACGUUUUAAAAUGUAGCUGUUUUUGUAAAACAUUAAAAAAACCAUGUACAAUAUAUCUUUACAUUAAUUAUUGCAUUAUAAAUAGUCGUUUUGCACUGAGUUGCAGUUCCUUCACAUUUGCAUAGCAAACAGUAUUCAUUUGGGUAAAAUUCUCAAACUUCUCCAAAAAUUCAUAUAGUUUGUUUUUUACUGUGUAAUUGUCUUAACUGUCUUUUUUUUUUUUUAACUGAUUAAAAAGGAAAGCAUUAUUUACAUUUUCUUCUCUCACUAUUUCUGUUUCUUGAAAUUUCAUUUAAUCUUUAGUAAAGAUGAAGAAAUAGAUGAGGCAGAAUCAAAGUUGAAAAUGUAUUUUUAAGAUAUUUUCUAAACUUGUUAUGAUAUUAUGUAAUAUAGAACAAAUGUUAUUAUACUAUCAUUGAUCAUUAAAAAAAUUAUUACAUAUUUCAAACCAUUUUUUAUUCAAUUGCUUUUGCAUCAAAAUUGUAUUUAUGGUCUUUGUAAAGUACAAUUCAGCAUGCGUACUGUGACAGCAUUAUAGUACAUAGUACACACAGCAGCAUUGUUGUCAUAAUUUAGUUCAGCUACUUUGAAUUCUGGAUUUAUGGAAACCUAAAAAAAAGGAAAAAUUAUUUCAAUCAUUUCUAUAUAAGUGUAGUAAAAAUAAUUCUUUAUGAUGUAUCAUAGAUCAUAUUCCACUGUGAAUAAAUGUAUAAUAUGUAAAUUUUUAAAUAUUGCUUUUAUUUUGCUAUGACCAGAAAUGUCUCCAGAAAUAGAACCCUGUAAAAAUUAGCCACCUAUAACUCAAGGUCGUCAACAACAUAAUUAAUUACCACAUAUUCAGAUAUUUAACCACUUUGCACAAUUAGUUCAAUAAUUGCAAAUAAUUCUUAUUUAAAUUGCAUUCACCAUAAAUCAGUGAUGUAGAAAAAAGAUUAUUUCUACAUCACUGCAUCACAUUUAUAUGCUUAAAUUGUUUUCCUUAACAAUUUAUGUUAAGUCUUUGCAAAGUAAUAAAUAAAUAUCUAAAAAAAGUAGGUAAACACUGAGGGCUAUAAUAUCUAUGUAAGCCAGACAUUAUAGCCUUCAUUUUAUGAAAACCCUCCCUUUUUAAAGUAAGUGAACCAGUGAAUAAAAAAAAAAAUCUGUAUUGUGCUUUUUAGUUUUUCCAAAUUGUUAACUAGGGAAUUCUAAUAAAAGAUAACAUUUUACUAAAAACAACAGAUUUUAAAAUACCUUAAAUUUGUAUAUUCCGGGCUGCAGGUCUGUUAUGUCAACCCAUUGGCAGUCAACUGUGUGCAGAUAAGUAUCUGAACAUCCAACCGAUAUACCUUGAUCUCCAUAAUUGGCACAAGCAUAUCUUUUUUCUAUUCCAGGUAAACAGUUGUUGUCUUCUAGGCAAAAGCUUGCCUUGUGACCUUCAGCUACUUUUUCACCUCGAUUAUUGAUGACAUCAAAAUGAGCAAAAACCUCCAUACUGUGAUAAUGCCUGCACAGAAUAAAAUAAUUCAUGAAAGAAAUUCCAGUUCGUAAUUUCAAGCUGUAGAUGAAAUGCAAACCAAAAAAACUGAAUUGUUUAAAACAUGAAUUAUUAUAAUUCGUGUAAAACGGUAUUAUAAAAAUAGACUUGUUUCAGAUUUAAAUUCAAGAAAAGUUCUUUGCUGUGGUGGAAAUUAAUAGCCAUUUAAUGCAAGUUAUUCUUUUCAUAAGUUGAAAAAGAACGAUUUUAACAUAUAAAUUAAUCAUUUGUUUAAUUGACAAAUCCGCAAAAGUUGCUAUCUAACUCGAAUUUGAAGUUUCUUUUCAUUUCAUUGAUGUUCUAUGAAAUCAAUAUCCAGACAUCCAUUCGGUUAAUUCAAUUCCUCAAUAUAAAAAUGAAUUGGAACCUUUGACUUCGAAAUAGACAGCAAACCUUUCACAUCAGUGAUUGAGCUUUCUAUUUUAAAAUUCUAUUCUGUAAAAACAUUCUUAAAACGUGUGGAUAGCCUUCCUCAUAAGAGUAACAAUCAUUAUUGCAUCAAAGGAUGGACUCAAUCUUUGUUAGUAACUGACGCCUCCGAGGAUAUGCAGAGUAUAAAGACAUCCGGAUGCUUUCAGUUAUUUAGUGUAUAUAAUGUUAUACCUUGUUACAAUUCUAAUGCUUGUGCUAUUAAUGUGAAUAAUAAAAUUUACUGCAAUUUA